AUGAAGAUUGUUGGGCUAAUGCUGCUCUUUGCAUGCAUAAUUUUUGGAUCCGAAGGAUUUAGCAGUGCGGAAAUGCGGAGGUACGAAAUGCAAGGAUGCCAGAAAGAGACGUUGGAUAUCCUGGCGGCCAAAUGCGUCUAUCCCGGCAAAGAAUGGCCAUGUUUCAGUGAGAGUGCGUAUAGCCAAGGUAAUGAUUUCUCAUUGAUUUGAAAUUUUUUUGCUUCUGAAUCCACACGGCCUUGGUUUUCAGUUGAAGGGAGAAUUCAGCACUCGUCCGAAUUGGAGGAGAUCGUCAGCCUCAUAUGCCAUAAUCCGUCCACAAUCGACCUGAUCCAAGGCUUUUGCUGCUGGCAUCCCAGCUGCCUUCAAAAGUGCUACCCAAAGGACUCAUAA
Bursaphelenchus xylophilus (pine wood nematode) is the source of this 393-nucleotide messenger RNA. The record is from the annotation of a GenBank genome assembly. Lineage: Eukaryota; Metazoa; Nematoda; Chromadorea; Rhabditida; Aphelenchoididae.